CGGUGUGCAGGCAGGCAGGGGACCCGACGGUGUAAUGUGGUCGGGGGGAGGGUUGAUCUGUCGACGAAGAACCAUUCGAGCGAUUUGGAACUUUAAACAGUUGUUAUGAAUGCGGUCGGACAGGCGAGCGUGACCGCGGUGUGACUUCAAGAGACGUCUUCACAGAAGAAGUUGUGCGCACACAGCGAGCUGCAGGAAAUAUACAUUUAGCAAUAAGGUUGUCACUGUCCCGUACGAGACGAUGUUUCUUUUUGCGCUCUGCCUAUACCUCGGGAAGUUGGUGUCGUCCGGUGUCAGUUUGGAGUUCCGUUAUCACAACACCGUGGAGGUGGAGAGAUACCUGCGGGACGUUAACAACACCUUCGACUUCACACACCUGCACAGUAUUGGAAAGUCUGUUGAAGGGAGAGACCUCUGGGUGCUCAUUCUGGGAAAGAAUCCGGCUGAGCACCAGAUGGGAAUUCCUGAAUUCAAAUAUGUUGGGAAUAUGCAUGGAAAUGAGGUGGUGGGCAGAGUUCUCCUGCUCCAGCUGAUUGAUCACCUGACCCGUGGUUACCUUAGCGACCCGCUGGUGACCCGCCUCCUGAACAGCACCCGCGUCCACAUCCUGGUUUCCAUGAACCCAGACGGCUUCGAGUCCUCCAGCAGAGACUGCAUGUACUCCCAGGGGAGGUUCAAUAAGAACGGCAUCGAUCUGAACAGGAACUUCCCAGAUGCCUUCUCUAAGAAGGAGAGUGGAAUGAGAGAAAUGGAGGUGAGAGCCAUUAUGGACUGGCUGAAGACUGAGAGCUUCGUCCUGUCGGCCAACCUGCACGGUGGGGCUGUGGUGGCCAGCUACCCCUACGACAACAGCAACGGAGGUAGUGAGCUGCAGAGUGGAUCCAGUGUUGCCCCCGACAACGACGUGUUGAUCCAGCUGGCUAAGACCUACUCCUACACCCACAGCAAGAUGCACAAGGGAGACCACUGUUACGACUCCAAGGACUUUAAGGAGGGCAUCACCAACGGCUACUACUGGUACCCUCUGCCAGGAGGGAUGCAGGACUAUAACUACGUGUGGGGCCAGUGUCUAGAGAUCACCUUGGAGCUGUCCUGUUGUAAAUUCCCUCCAGAGAGUGAUCUGCCUGAGCUCUGGGACGCCAACCGGGCCGCGCUGCUGGCAUACAUGCAACAGGUCCAUCUGGGUGUGAAAGGGCAGGUGAUGGACGCGGAGGGAAACCCAUCACAGAAUGCUCUGGUGGAGGUGGAGGGGAGACAGAACCUCUGUCCCUUCAGAACCGACCGCCAUGGAGAAUACUACAGACUGCUGCUGCCAGGCAACUACACCUUUAGGGUGACGUUCUCGGGCCACCAGGUGUUGACGGAGACGUUGACGGUCCCGUACGGUCCCGACUCAUUCUCGGCCCUCGUCCACAACUUCCAUCUGCAGAGGUCCGCAGCCGCCACCCCUGGCCCCAGCCCCCCCACCCAGUCCUGCACCCCACCCCAGGUCUGGAGGCCCCUGGGUGGCCACUCUCCCAGCCUGGGCCCCUCGGACGUCACCCUCCUCCUGGUGCUCCUGGUUCUCUGGGAUGCCGUGUUACUGUGACCGAGAGACGGGUCACGUCCCAAAUGGAACCUUAUUCCCUGUGUAGUGUAGGACUCUGGUCGAAAGUAGUGCACUAUAUAGGGGACAGGAUGCGAUUUGGGACGUAUCCAUGGAGACGGACAGACAGACUGACUGAGAUGGGAUCUCCCAGUCCAGAGACAAUCUCUUCUUUUUUUUUCAGUAUUUUUGUACAAACAAAGAAAAUCCUAUAUAUAUUUUCUUGUAACACUUUGCAUUGCUCUACCUUGCACAAACACGUGAGCCAUUUUGUGUUUUUAAAAAUGGUAUGUUUUGUAUUGAUGCUUUUUUAGGUUUUUUUUAAAUAUUGUGCUGAAAGAAAGCAAUUACUGCCAGCCAGCAAUCUGCCAUGCCAAGCUGAGAA
This is a messenger RNA of Oncorhynchus masou masou (cherry salmon), 1970 nucleotides long. Its product is annotated as carboxypeptidase M-like. Gene Ontology annotation, molecular function: zinc ion binding; metallocarboxypeptidase activity. The transcript has 9 exons. The record is from RefSeq and is a predicted model, not a curated record. Bases 242 to 1588 code for a protein of 448 amino acids. Gene Ontology annotation, biological process: peptide metabolic process; protein processing. NCBI's taxonomy places the organism in Eukaryota, Metazoa, Chordata, Actinopteri, Salmoniformes, Salmonidae.